This is a messenger RNA of Besnoitia besnoiti, 1290 nucleotides long. RefSeq lists its product as uncharacterized. NCBI's taxonomy places the organism in Eukaryota, Apicomplexa, Conoidasida, Eucoccidiorida, Sarcocystidae. Bases 1 to 1290 code for a protein of 429 amino acids. Gene Ontology annotation, molecular function: methyltransferase activity. Gene Ontology annotation, biological process: methylation. The transcript has a single exon. The record is from RefSeq and is a predicted model, not a curated record.
AUGAAGGGAACACUACAUUAUCUUCAGUAUAUUUCCAGACGCUUAAGCGGAGCCUGCGUCCUUGUAGGUAUGACAAUCGUCCUCGCCAGCGUUCGUGUUGUCGAGGAUGCUGUUAUCUUCUUGACAUCAUUGUUCGAGGACAAGACGUGGAAUGCCUCUCAUGUGGCUCGCCUGCGUUUCUUGUCAACCUUUAUUUCUCCAAUCGUAGCUACCCGCAAGGAAGAAAAGGAUCAGAAGAGCAGCUCGUCAACAUGCCCCUACCUUACUGGAAGCUUCCCCAUUGCUCACGAUUUCUCAGAGAGGCGUUUUUUGAUUGGCUUUGCCCCAAUGUUUUUCGUAAGGUGCAUUAUGCGACUCAUGUCUGCUUUCCCUUCUUGGCAUGCCGAAAUCGUUUACUUGUGCUCGAUGCUCUGCCACAAGCUUUCUUUUGUUUCGGAGUUGUGUCGCUCUUUUCUCCAGCUUUGGGGUUAUGUGGCAAUCAGAACAGCCCAUUUCGAUUCCUUCUGCAAGUGGGCAAUAGCGAAAAAAGACGUGACGCAAGUAAUCAUUGUCGGAGCAGGUUUUGAUACCCGGGCUUACCGGUUCGCUGGGCUCACAACAUAUCACGGUGUCCGCGUAGUAGAAAUGGACUUGCAUCACGUUCAAUGGAAGAAGUGUACCAACCUCCUAAAUGCUCUAAACGGUGACGACUUGCUCACAGGCUACAGAACGCUCCGCUUCGUUUCUUGCGACUUAGAGCGUGACAACUUUGGAGAGCGGCUGCGGAGCGCUGGAGUCAGACGGGACGCCACAACCGCUCUUCUGUUGGAGGGUGUCAGUCCGUAUGUCAAACCGAAAGAGCUAAGGCAUGUUCUAGAGGACAUCCGUGCAUAUUUUUCUAGCGAUUCGAAGAGCAGCAGCGGCGCGAAGGGCGCAGACGUUUAUCUUCUUAUGGAUUACUUGAUCGAUGAAGAUAUUUUGAACGACGGCUCCACCAAGCAUUCAGGCUCCAGUGAGAGCCCAGAGAAGGACGGCAGACAAAGGGAGGCUGGUGCGCGUUGGGGAGGUGGGCAGUGGAGGAAAGGUCCUCUGAAGAGAUUGAGCCACCUGAUCACACAUGCACCGGAGAAGUGGAGCUUCUUGCCCGAUGAUGCAGGGAAGUGGGCAGGUGCAUCAGGAUGGAAAGAAGUAUGGAGGACAAGUGCCAAAGACGCGGGGGCAAGCCUUGCUGAUCACCGCUACUGCAAGAUUUUCCAGUCUGUCAGCGAGCUCCCUGUCGGCGUCUCCCUGUUCCAGCUCAAAAAGGAAUGA